Molecule: messenger RNA, 2044 nt
Organism: Juglans microcarpa x Juglans regia
Lineage: Eukaryota; Viridiplantae; Streptophyta; Magnoliopsida; Fagales; Juglandaceae
Product: 3-epi-6-deoxocathasterone 23-monooxygenase CYP90D1
Exons: 8
Coding region: 168-1589 (473 amino acids)
Biological process (GO): brassinosteroid biosynthetic process; multicellular organism development; brassinosteroid homeostasis
Molecular function (GO): heme binding; oxidoreductase activity, acting on paired donors, with incorporation or reduction of molecular oxygen, NAD(P)H as one donor, and incorporation of one atom of oxygen; iron ion binding
Source: RefSeq, a predicted model, not a curated record
UCUCUCUCUCUCCGCACGCGUGCUUGUACGCAUGCAUACUUAUUCUUUCAGCUUAAAAAUGUUAGUCGUGGCUGUGGUCACCAUGAUUAAGCAUAUUUAAGGCAAAGCUUAGAGACAGAAAGGGAGAGAAACAGAGAGAGACCGUGCAUGCGGGAAAUUUAUCCAUAAUGGACACCAUGUGGCUUGUGUUAGGGACAUCAAUUUUCUUUUCCACCAUAAUUCUCUACAGGAAAAGGUUUAGACUCAGAUCAUUACACAGAAGCACACUUCCUUUAGGCAGUCUCGGAUGGCCUCUUAUAGGGGAAACAAUUGAGUUUGUGUCUUGUGCUUACUCUGACCGCCCCGAGAGCUUCAUGGACAAACGUCGCCGCAUAUAUGGAAAGGUGUUCAAGUCGCACAUAUUUGGAAGUCCCACGAUUGUUUCGACGGAUGCAGAAGUGAAUAAAUUUGUUCUUCAAAGUGACGCAAAGGCUUUCGUCCCGUCUUACCCCAAAUCACUCACGGAGUUGAUGGGGAAGUCUUCUAUUUUGCUGAUCAAUGGGAGCUUACAAAGGAGAAUCCAUGGACUCGUAGGAGCCUUCUUCAAGUCACCACUUCUCAAGGCUCAAAUUACAAGGGACAUGCAAAAGUAUGUUCAAGAAUCAAUGGCAAAUUGGAAAGAUGACCAUCCCAUAUACAUACAAGAUGAAGCCAAAAAUAUUGCCUUUCAAGUACUAGUCAAGGCAUUGAUUAGUUUGGAUCCCGGUGAAGAAAUGGAGCUUCUAAAGAAACAGUUCCAAGAGUUCAUCUCUGGCCUCAUGUCUUUACCCAUAAACAUUCCGGGAACUACGCUCUACGGAUCACUACAGGCAAAGAAGAAAAUGGUUAGUUUAGUACAAAACAAAAUCGAAGCUAGAAGACAGAGUGUCCUAAUCUCCACGGUUCCAAAAGAUGUGGUAGAUGUGUUGCUCAAUGAUUCAAGUGAACAAUUAACAGACGAUCUAAUAGCAGAUAAUAUGAUUGAUAUGAUGAUACCGGGAGAGGAUUCAGUGCCGAUUCUCAUGACUCUAGCCAUAAAAUACCUCUCGGAUUGCCCCACUGCCCUACAACAGUUAACGGACGAAAACUUGAAGCUGAAAAAACUCAAAGCUCAGCUCGGACAGCCUUUGUGUUGGAGUGAUUACUUAUCAUUGCCAUUUACACAGAAUGUGAUUACAGAAACUCUACGGAUCGGAAACAUUAUAAUUGGUGUGAUGCGAAAGGCCAUGAAAGACGUGGAGAUAAAAGGGUAUUUGAUACCAAAAGGAUGGUGUUUUUUCGCAUAUUUUAGAUCGGUUCAUCUUGAUGAAAAUCACUAUGACUGGCCUUACAAGUUCAAUCCAUGGAGGUGGCAGGACAAAGACACGAGCACUUGUAACUUUACUCCUUUUGGAGGUGGGCAAAGGCUCUGUCCUGGCCUUGACUUGGCCAGGCUGGAAGCUUCCAUCUUCCUGCACCACUUUGUCACUCAGUUCAGGUGGGUGGCUGAGGAAGACACAAUUGUUAACUUCCCCACAGUGAGAAUGAAGAGGAGGAUGCCAUUAUGGGUCAAGAGGAGAGGGAACCCUUGAGCCAGUUGCUUUGCUUUGGCUCCCAAUGGGAAAAAUCUCGAGUAACUUCGAUACGAUGGUAACCCAAAAAGAAAAAAAAGAAAAAAACAUCAUGCAAGAAGACAAAGAAAUGAAAGGGAGAAAGAGUUGGCCACAGAGCCCACAAGUGUGGGGGCAAUCACAAGCUGACACCUUUGUCAUCUUCCACAUCUACUUGCACAUGAUAUCGACAAUAUAUAGGAGUACAAACUUUUGUAGAACCCAAAUUAUUCAUCGGUUUUUUUUUUUUUUUUUCUCUCGCUUUUAACUUUUUUUUUUUUUCUUUUUCCUUUCUUUUUAACUGAGCAAGAAAGUUUAAUAUGCCAAGAAAUAUCCUCCAUUAAAGUGUCUGUACAAUCGAAAUAAAAGGGGAAACCAAGGGAGCUACUUUUGGCUUUGGUUUCUUAGAACUAUUAUAUAUUAUUGUUAUUAUUUUU